Molecule: messenger RNA, 2008 nt
Organism: Acinonyx jubatus (cheetah)
Lineage: Eukaryota; Metazoa; Chordata; Mammalia; Carnivora; Felidae
Gene: TIFAB
Product: TIFA inhibitor
Exons: 2
Coding region: 106-747 (213 amino acids)
Biological process (GO): canonical NF-kappaB signal transduction
Molecular function (GO): protein binding
Source: RefSeq, a predicted model, not a curated record
AGCAGCAAAACUGAUGAAUGUUCUGACGUAUCACAUCCCCAAACCGCAGCCUUAAGUGCCAAGCCAGACCUGCCCUGGCAGGGACCCAUUUGCUCCUGAGAGCUCAUGGCUGCCGAGUCACAGCCAGAGGUGCCCCUGGCGGUAAGGCUCCCAUCCACGGAGAAGCCCCUCACGGUCCUGCAUGUGAGCCUGUACCACCCCACGCAGGACCCAGACACCUUUGCCAACGUCCCACCGAAGCUGCAGCAUGACACCAACCCGCUGCUGGUGGGGCGGGGCCCGGAGGCCCACCUCCAGCUGCGGCUCCCGUGCCUCUCCCGCAGACACCUGUCGCUGGAGCCCUACCGGGAGAAGGGUGGCACUCCCCUGGCCUUCUGCCUGAAGGCCCUGAGCCGCAAAGGCUGUGUGUGGGUCAAUGGGCUGACUCUGAGGUUCCUGGAGCAGGUUCCACUGAGCGUGGUCAACAGGGUUGCCUUCUCCGGCAUCCAGAUGGUGGUCCGCAUAGAGCGAGGCACCUCCCUGGAGGCCUUUGUCUGCUGCUUCCAUCUCAGCUCCUCGCCCCUGAUUCACAGGCCCCAGGCUGAGGAGACUGAUGAAUGGGAAAGCAAACCCCAGGAGCAGCCGCCCCCAAGUUCGGGGCAGCGAGCUCCAGAUCACCCAGGGCUUCACCACGGCCCUUCCCAUCCAAGCCCUGGAGGAGGAACAGAAACACAGCUCCAGGAGCCCCCAGAAAGUAUGCUCUGCUAGCCCCGCCAGCGGCCCAGAGCAAGGCUUACCUGAAAUAGAACUUGAACUCUUGUAGCUACAUCAUGUGAGGCUGACAAGCAAGACGGGCCUGGUAAUAAUGAACAGAUUCUGCAAACACGAACAGCCUGGGCUGGGGGAUCACCCUCCAUGGUUACAGCUACGUAAAGGAACGGGAACUUUGUAUACGUUAGAGGCCCUGAGGGCUUCUGAGAGCCUUUCUCAGCCUUUCCCCACAUUUCCCCCGGCCUGUCUGCCUAGGAGUUACUUUAUGUGGCUAAUUUCGUGAGCCGCUUAAGAGCUGGAGUCUGAGGUUGCACGAGGAAUGCAUGGACACAUGUACCAAUUACGUUCGUGGUAGCUCGGGGUUACCUUGGGCUUUCUAAUACCCACAGGCACUCAGGGCUUAGGGAAGCCUGUGUUUAAUAAACUGUAAGUAUUUCAUUAAGCUGGCAUGCCCAGUAGGAUUCCCUGAUCGCCAGACGGGGUGCGUGCACGCCACGUUGUCACGCAGAGGCAGGGGCGGGAAAUACAGAAGAGGUGUAAGAGGAAAUUGGAAAGGUGGGGGCUCACAUUUCUGGAAAGGAUGUGGGCAGAGCUCAGGGUUUCCUGGGGGCGGGGAGCUGGGGGCUGGGCCUGCCGGGAAACUCACUGUCACACGGUCAUCCUCACACUCCCUCCCUCUGUUAUUUCUGGAUCAAAGCCUUGGCUGAUGGGAGGGCAAGACCUCCAGGGAAAGGUGGCUUCCCAGAGCAGAGAAAUCUUUCAAGACUAAGUCCGUGAGGGUGGGGGGAAGAGGUUGUGGUAAAAUUCAGCUCAACGGUAAUUUUACUCAAAGUGGGUCAUAUACCAACGGGGGUGGGGUGGUCUUUCCAAUAUAAGGGACUAGUUAGUAAGCCAUGCAGGUUAAGGGUGGGACAACUUCUCAGUGAACAGAAGGGCUGAGCACAAGUACCUACUCUCCACAUCAUCUCCAUUCCAACUCCCCAGUGGGGGAUGGCAAGCAUCAUUGAGAAACAAUGUUCACCCGUGCUGUGAAGGGAGGGACCUACAAACUCAGAUGGCCAUCAUCAUCUUAGACCAUGCUCUAGGAUAUUGGAGACACUGAGCCUGGCAAGAAGAUUCAGUUGGUCUGCCAGGCACUCCCUGAGCGUCCUCUCCAUGGGGAAGACAGCAGUGGGCAGGAACCAGGCCUGUCCUGGCUUGGGAAGCUUCCCUUCUAAUGGGGAAUAGGACAAGUACACUCAGAUUACAGCAAAAGGCA